UUUACCCCAAUUUCCUUCAGGAAGAGGAGGCGGAAUGGUAAUGAAGAUGAUAGUCACAUUCCUCAGACAAAACGUAGCAGCAGGAAUACUGUCCUUCAGGACUCCUGGGACACUGAGAAGGUGGCUGUAACGAAAAACAGUAAGGAGCACAGACUAAAAGGAAGCAGAGUGUCCUGUGCGUCCUCCAGCAGCGAUAGCGGCAGCAGCAGCAGCAGUUGUAGUAGCAGUAGCAUCAACAGCCCUGACAGAGCGAGCGGUCCCGACAGCAGCUUCACGCCGGGCAUUGCAGGAUCCAGCCCCGUCGCCUCCCAGCCCUUUCCCGAGCAGUCUGCACUAAGCCAAGGUCCGUACUUCCACAUCAACCAGAUCCUGAAGGAGGCACACUUCCACAGCCUACAGAGCCGCGGCCGCCCGCCCACAUGAUGAACCAGCAGUUCCUUGCCUUCUGUGAAGGGACAGCACUGUGUAGAUUUGAUAUUUCAACUUAAAAGUUUGUUAAAAUGGAAUUGCACAAAACGCCUGUUGCCUUUUCAGUCUAUAUUUGAGAGAACAGGUUAACAGGAAAUUGUUUACUUGUGGUUUGCUGCACUAUUGCAAUGCAAAGGGGGCUUUGAAGCAAUUUUUAUAGGAUUCUUUUUGGGGUGGUCAUAAAGAAGGUGUCAAGGUGAGACCGAGGAAUCCACAUCUGUAUUAUAGGAUUGCAUAAUUAGUCCAAUUCCAACUGACUGCCUAAUCUGUUUGUUAGCAAUUCGUUGCUUUAUGUAAAGUUCUUUCAAACAUUCAUCUUCAGUUUUAUAAGUAUUUUUUAAUUUCAAUAAAAUAGUAAAACAAUUCUUUGGCAAAAUAACUUUUUUAAAGGCAUGAUGCUAGUUAACUGAGCAUUUGACUCGUUUUAGCUCUAAACAGCUGCAACUUUCCCCUAAGCCUAGUGUGUGAAGAGCCAUAUCUUGCUUGAUCUUUACUACUAUUCAAAAGAAAAUGUGAAAUUAGAGCCAGGAAAACUUAGGCACUUGUAGCCAAAAUAUCAGAGGCCCCUUGGCAUCCUUUACCUAGCAGAGGUGUUAUCUCUUGAGGGAAGCAGAGAUUAGCCUGGAGAGGGGCCUUUGAACAGGGAACAAGUAGACUGUGUAGCUUACACGCCAGUUUCUAACUGUGAAAUGUUUUCUAUUAAGUUGUUUACUAAUUUUCUUUAAUUUGAGUUUAAGGUUAACAACUCCUAAGGAAUAAGAAGUGAAAGAGCAGACAGUGUUUCAGGAGCCUGAUUACAAAGACCAUCCUGCCUGAUGCCUGUUUUAAGUAGCGAGCUGUGACCUUGCUAAGGAUGUAACAGUAGAAGUGCUACCGCACCCUGGUGAGACGAGUUGAAGAUGAACGUAGACAAAUGUGA
Molecule: messenger RNA, 1387 nt
Organism: Nothoprocta perdicaria
Lineage: Eukaryota; Metazoa; Chordata; Aves; Tinamiformes; Tinamidae
Gene: VCF1
Product: family with sequence similarity 104 member A
Exons: 3
Source: RefSeq, a predicted model, not a curated record